This is a messenger RNA of Staurois parvus, 330 nucleotides long. NCBI's taxonomy places the organism in Eukaryota, Metazoa, Chordata, Amphibia, Anura, Ranidae. The record is from the annotation of a GenBank genome assembly.
AAAGUAAUUAUAAAAUAAAUUUCUUUGUGUUUGAUUCCUAUUCAAGAGAAUCACUUUAUAUAUAGUCAAUAUAGGCACAGAGGUAAAUUUUUUUAACAUUUUCUAAUGUCCGCCCCUGCAUACGUACACAUACUAGGAACCAGGGGUGGACUGACCAUUUGGAAACUUGGGCACUGCCCGAGGGCCCCGGGGUCAGUAGGGGGCCCCAUGAGAUGCCCCUGGUACCUUUUUCAUAGGCUUUUUUGAGUUUGGGCAAGGACACAGGGGCCCCAUGAUCCCCUAUUGCCCAGGGGCCCCAUGAGUUGUCAGUCCACCCCUGCUAGGAACAAU